Molecule: messenger RNA, 1440 nt
Organism: Penicillium verhagenii
Lineage: Eukaryota; Fungi; Ascomycota; Eurotiomycetes; Eurotiales; Aspergillaceae
Product: WD40 repeat domain-containing protein
Exons: 3
Coding region: 1-1440 (479 amino acids)
Biological process (GO): microtubule anchoring at mitotic spindle pole body; mitotic sister chromatid segregation; protein localization to mitotic spindle pole body
Cellular component (GO): microtubule organizing center; MWP complex; mitotic spindle
Molecular function (GO): protein binding
Source: RefSeq, a predicted model, not a curated record
AUGGAUGCUUCAACCGGAGGAGGAGCUGGAGCUCCUUUGUCGCUAGUGACGUCUGAUGAUGGACUUUUCGCCACCCACCUCAGUGGAAAAGAUCUGGUUGUCUACUCAAGCACCACUUCAGAGCACAAAGAUGUGCAAACAGCAAGAAUCAAGGAAACCAACGUCAAAUCUCUCAAAUUCUGCCCCUCGGUAUCUUCAAAUAACAAUCAGAGUCGUCAUUUGCUCAUCACAAAUGAAUCGCGCAUCUCGGUCUGGCUCUUGGAACCCUUGCAAUUAAUCGCCGAAAUUGAAAAUAUCGAACCCGGCAGUUUGAAUGUCGAAUUCGGCGGAGAUGAAAAUGAGCUACUGGUUUUUCAUGCCUGGAAUAACAAAAUGGCAAUACACUCAAUAGGCAAUGGUCGAAGUUCCGUGAUAAAGACGCCCAAGUUCCCUCAUUCGCUUGGAUUCGGGUACCGCCCACGCACUAGACAGCACUUUGCCAUCAUCCUGAAGCCUGAUGCUUCCGAUUUAAUCACGAUUCACGAGCUACCAUCCUACAAUCUCCUGAAUCGUACGGUUCUGCCGACCAUCGAUGCCCAAGGGUUAAAAUGGAGUCCAGAUGGGAAAUGGAUCGCAGUGUGGGACGUCGCCAGCUCUGGCACCAAGGUGCUAAUAUUAACGGCAGACGGUCAGAUCUUCAGAACAUACAGCGGGCCAGCGGGCGUGGAUGAUGCAUUUGACCUUGGCGUGAAGAAUAUUGAAUGGAGCCCUACAGCUGGCAACAGUAGCGUUUCGGAGACUCUCGCUGUAGGAAAGGUUAACGGCAACAUCGACCUUCUACGGACUCGCACGUUCUCAUCUUCAACUACACUCUCACAUGUCUUUCCAAUGGACACAAGCCCCCCUAGCAUCUGGCGUGAGCGAUAUACAACCGCCAUGGGAGAUGCUGAAUACGCCGAAGCAACAAGCUCUUCGGCCUUCAACAUGAGCCCCGAGUCGCCCGGUCCAUCCCGAGGCGUAGCUAUCAUGACGUUCAGUCCAGAUGGUACACUUCUGGCAACUGUGGAUACUAUUCGAUCAAACGUGGUCUGGAUUUGGGCUUUGGACGGGACGCCUAGGUUGGCUUCUGUCCUGGUUCAUGAGAAUGCCGUGCGACAGCUCGUCUGGCACCCUUCCACGCCACAACUACUCAUCAAUGCCGUCGCCAAUAAUCUACCCGUGGUGCGAUGGUGGUCUCCUCAAAGUCAUCCCGUGAUUGCUCGGGUUCCUACUCAGAAGAGCGAGAGUGGGAAAUAUGAAGUUAAAUGGUUGAUCGGGUCGGAUCAUGAUUCGGCGUUUUGGUUUGGCUCAUCGGAAGAGUAUCUGGUAGGAUAUCUGUCUGCCGAUGAAACAUCUGUUCAAUUUGAAGUAUUGAACUCCGUGACCAAUCGAGGCUACCCUGCUGCAAGUGCAAGUCGUUGA